AACAGUUUCUAAAUCGCUCGAACAAUGAAAACAGUGCUUUUAUGGUUAAUUUCUGUCCUACUAAAUCAGAAUUAUGUUUCCAGUUUAGUUACGGACUAUAAUGUCAUGAUUUGGAAUUCACAAGGAUAUCGGCUUCAGCAAGUUUUGGACUUUUUUUUGAGCAACCCGUCCUUGAAUUUGGCUUUAGUUCAAGAAAGUGGAAAUGUUGCUAGCGAAAACCCAGGCCAGCUCAUCCAUCAAAAUUUAGAGUUCAUCGUAGCUGAUGCUGAAAAUGAAUUUGAAUGUGUCAAUGCUGGUUAUUAUGAAGUCCGCGAGUAUGUUGAUCAAGGAAUGCGGUUGUAUAUAUACUUUUUCCCAGCACCUUCAAACGUUCGGCAAGCACUUGGAUUGACGAUUGUGAGCAGGCACCAGGCGACAGGGAUAUUGUACUUCGUAUCUCAGCAUACUCGUCGAGCCAUAUGUGACUCCCGCGACCGUGCAUUUAUCAAUCGUCCCGUUGUGGGAUUGGUCCUUGGCACUGAUAACAUUUUCCUUAACAUCCAUGCUGAGCCCACUCGAAGAAGGAACGAAGUACUUACUCAACUGCGUGCCAUUAGAUCCCAUAUGAGUAUCCACAGACCCCAUGCUUCCUGGAUGCUAGCCGGGGAUUUCAACCGCUUGCCUCAAGACGUACAACCUAGUUUGGUUCAAAACCAAGAACGAUUGGUUCAGCCUCCUCAGAGCACUCACGGUAACGAUGUUCUAGAUUACUAUAUAUACGGCUCUGCAGAUCAGAAUGUUUUCGCGCAAAUGGACAACCCCUCCAAUCAAGCAACUGUAAAUCCCACUCUGACGGGCUCGGAUCAUCAUGCCGUAUAUUUUUCCAACUACAUUACUUCAAUUCAAUACGAUCGAGGUAACCUGCAACAAAUUUUAGACCAAGCCUGUACCGUACGAAGAAGCAAAUACAACGAUUGGACGAAUUUGUAUGAUGAGAUUUACGACGAUAAAGAUAGGAUACCCAGCUCUGGUUUUAUGCAGUUUCAGGAUGGAUCCUACAUGCAGCCAGUCGUCGUUGAACGUGAUUCUGAUAUUAAAAAAAGCGCCAAUUGGUAUCCGCUUGAUUUGUCUUUGUUAAUUGGCCUAGAGGCCGCCUACUCCUACAGUGUUAGACAUAAAAGAGCUAUUGGUGUGUCUUCUGCAACGCAUCACGGCUUGAUUUUUAUGAACUCUAAAGGUUCUCCGACAAUGACGGUAUUUUUGAGAAAAGGUAAAUUGCUAUGUAUGACCUGGACCCAUGAGGGAUGGAGCAGUCCAACCGAUUGUCAUCGACAUAUUACCCCUGCACAGUUGUCAGCGACAAGAAAUGAACAGAGAUUUGAUCGCUGUUACAACAAAGCUGCAGAAUCAGUUAUCAGCGAGAAUUUGGAAGCAUUAGAUAAAAAUAUCCUCAAGUCACGUAACUUGCUUAUUUUGCAACGUGAGUUCUCAAGGACUAUUAGUAAUGAUGGAUUUUUCAACAAUGAAUAUAAUACGUUUAAAGAUUAUUAUAAUGCAAAAUGGAACAACGCGCUAGUAAAUGAUGCUUACGGAAUGUCAGGAGCAGAAUUUUGGGUAAAGUCUCUACGGCAUUGGAAUUUUGGAUACUACUUCAGAGAUGGAUCUUUCUCCGUCGCAUUUAGUUCUAAACAUAUUCAGGAGAAUGAUACUGAUAAUUGGUUAUUUAUAAACGGAAAUAAAGUUUCCGAUUGGGAUCCUUGGCUCAGAAAUAUCUAUGGAAUGUUCUUCUUUGACAAGUUCGGACGCCCAGUUAUAUUCUUCGCGGCGCUUAGUGAUUACCCAAACUGUUGUAUCUAUCGGAGCCAUUGGGUGUACGAAUAUCGUCCAGAUAAUAGUUGGGUUUGGAUCGAAAACUAUUCGGAAUGGGAACCAAGCGUUUUGUCGAAAAAUCCUGGAGCAUUAAGAUUCGUUAUUGAUAAGAAUAAUAUUCACGAUUAAGAAAAUGUAAAAUUAACUAAAAUCAUUUACGAAUUUUCAAAUCCUAUGCUUCUUUCAUUGAUAUUUAAUCUUAAUAACAGUGGUUUAACUUAAAAAUGAUAAAAUUUAUCAGCAUUUGUAAGUCCUGUGUGAUCAUAGAUACUAAGCUGGCCACCCUCGUUGCGAGUAAAAAUGUCAAUAAGUUGCAGACAAAAUGAAGCUAUCUCAUGUCCAAUGAAACGUCCAGCACUUGGCUUUCACAUUGCGCAUACGCCAUGUUGUUCUUAAUACAUAAGUGCGUGUGUGCUUCUGACUGCAAUUGUUGCCUUUGAAAGGAAACACACAAUCCCGCACAAUAUUGAUUAUGCGGGUUUCUAAUUUAUAUAAGCCUAACAAUAAUUGGGAAUUCAAGCAAGAGAAACUCUUCAACUGAUUAUUUGCAAAAUAAUAAAUGCAAAGAAAGUGUUUGCAAAAUUAUCAGUAUUGGGGGUUGAGAAUUAUAGCUAACGACUAUGACUACAAACGCUUGAAAGCAACCAAAAAAAUUAUAAAUUCCUAAUUUAAGAAAUAGUAAAAUUCUCGCCUCUUCUUGUGGAAAUGUAUUUGGCUGCCAAGUUCUGCUAAUUGCUCCCUUGCUAAUGACUCCGAGCUGCUAACUGCCAACUGGCCACGCCCACUGUGGAGGACCGUGGCACUUGCCAUCUGCCAUUUGCGGCAACUAAGCGCAAUUAAUUAACAGUCCAAGCGAUUGAAAUAAAACAGGACAAGGAAGAGAAAAAAAUUAUACAAAAUGUUGGUACUUCAUAAUGGGUUGCGUCCAUUCCCUGCCGCUGGAUGGUCGUGUCCACAUCCCACCAUUCCCAAUCCUAUUUCCGCCGAGGCUCACGGAGAGUUGACUAAAGAAAAUGCAGCUUAAUGCUGAAUUAAUUCCAAUUACCACAUUCUCCAUCGUGCCGCCCAGCCAGCCCGUGGCUCCCAUCAUCCACCUACCACGGAUGACCAGUGGACGAGCACACUCCGCCAGUAAUUUAGCCACGCUAAUGCGCGGAGUGCGGCCAACAAAAGCCGCCGCACGCGCUGGCCUCCAUCUCAGUCCGAUUCGCAGUAUACUUGCCACACUCCACCAAAAUCAUGCAUCAUACUUAUUAUUAAAUAAUUAUAAAAUGCACAUGUUUUGGCAAAUAUUUAUUAUUUGCA
This is a messenger RNA of Drosophila ananassae, 3153 nucleotides long. RefSeq lists its product as uncharacterized. The transcript is spliced from 5 exons. Lineage: Eukaryota; Metazoa; Arthropoda; Insecta; Diptera; Drosophilidae. The coding region runs from base 25 to 1977 and encodes 650 amino acids. The record is from RefSeq and is a predicted model, not a curated record.